GGGCCGCCUCUGAAGCCAAAAUAUUUACAACGCUGGGCUGCAAUAAACUGAUGAGCAAUCAUGCGCCGAUGAGCAGCGAGUUCUCAAUUACUACUGGAAUUAUUAAAAUUUUGAAUGAACCAUUGCAAACACCAUCCUUGACACAUUGUAAGGCGCAAGGCUGCACUGCUGUAUACCACACUGUCCACACACGCUGGCUGACCAGUGAUAACCCGUUCGCCCCGGCACUCUCCGCUGCGCUCCACUGACGCCGGCUUUGUCACCAACAAGGUCUCAGUCGCGGCACAAUACCCUGCAAAGCGGUGUCAGAUUGUACCCGCCCACAUGCUCAAAAGGCGUCGUGUUUCCUUCCCACUUGAGCCCGGAUUGUUAUCGCAAACAGGACCGGAUUAAUAACAAUUUUUUCCAAUCGCUUGUAUUGUGCGAUGAAGCGGCUACACCAAUAAUUAUGACAAGUACACCCGUGUCAUUCUCAAACCGGUAUACGCAGAGUAUUCUGCUGGAUAAUAUUAUCCUCAUGUCUAACCGUGAUCUACUUUUUCAGUCUGUGUUAUUUGACGGUCGGCAGAUUUUCAUAAUAUUACAGAAGCAGUCUAAUAUUUUUACCAUAUAUUUCUUAAUAUGUUAAUACAUCGGUUUAUGCUGUAGUCGCAGUAUUCGUUAACUGCUUAUCGAUAUUGCUUAUGUCAGCUGUGGAAUGUGGAUAUCAAAAAUAUGUGUGAUAUUAUGUAUUUCUUUUGAAUUCUGUUAUGGAUCAGCGUACAUCCGUCGAGAUGCUGUGCGAGAAAGGAACAAGCGCCAAGUGGCGCCUAAUCGCUCUAUCAACGAAGCCAUCGAUGCCAUGGAGGGACGGCUAUUGGAUCCCACGUUACUGUCCAUGAUGUUUUCGGCGUCAGGAGUGAUGCCAAAUGUCGGCAGUAGCACUAUGUCCAACGCAUUUGCCACACUGUGCUCAUACCCUUACCUGUACUACUAUUACCAAUUCUGUAUGGGUUCGCCUGGUCCCGGUAGCCUGACCUCCCCGAUGUUUCCCUACACCGCCAACUCCGCGCCGUCUUUUGCGUCUCCCAGCAGUACCUUUCCCAUGUACAGCGCUGCCGGUCCUAACGCUGUAGAAACCAGUCCCGGUGCCUUUGGAUCAGGAACCGGCACCUACUCCGGCUCCAAUCCGGCCUUCCCGCCGUCCUUCAACUACAUGAAUCCUUACGCUUGGCCUAAUAGCGGCCCCUCGGAAUCACCCGGCAUCCAACCGUCUUACGGGCCAGAACCGCCCCCCAGUCCGGGACCCGUGCCCUCGGGAGCCGCGCCGGUUGGGAAUCCGGGAAGCUCCCCACCGAUGGGUAUGGGACAAGGAUUCCCGGGACCGCGCUCGACUUUCCGUGGGUCCCCGUUGACCCAGGCCGAAGCGCCCAAAGCGUCGCCGAUGCUGGAAGAGACACCGGUAAUCGUGGCGGUGGAGCGGAACCCGGUGUUGGAGUAUCAGCCGCCUGUGUCCAGCGGAGUGUUGAAUGGCUCGGUGCUGGUCGAAUUUCCGAGAUUUUAUUUUGAACGAAACGCCACUCGCAUCACAGUUAAUACCACCUUCGAUGAAAACCGAAACCGAAGCGUUGCGGUUACUGUUAAUAGCAUUAGCUUGGAUCCGCUUCGCGAUGACCUUUCUGUCGAUCUGAAGGAUUCAGUGGAACGGAAGGAAUUGUUGCGAACUUUGACGAAACUAUCUGGAAGAAACCGGCAUUCGGUGGCGCAGAUGCACCGGGAUUUCGAGCGGUACCUGAGUUUCGCCUUCGAAUUGGUGGCUGCUGAUGAGAAGAACGGACUAGUGAACAACAUAAUUAGUGCCAUUAAAAAGGACCCUGGUCAAAUUGCCGUCAGACCGGAAUUCCGCGGCAUGUUUAACACAAUCAUGAUGGCUUUCGUCAACUGCACUUUGGACUUGAAUCAAACAUGUUUGGCGUACUAUUUCUGUAAGGCAACGGAACAUCUGGCCAGUCGCAACCUCGUUUUCGGGGUGGAAGUUCUUAGAACUGUCGUACCGUUCGCCGCAAGGUUAUUGGAUCAGCAAGUGCCGGGAGGCAUUAACGCUCUAGAGCAACUUAACCGCGGCACUCACUUGUUGAGUGGCAGCAAAACAAACAGCUCGAUACACUCGUGUUCCCAUUUCUUCCCCGGCUGCCAUACAACGUGAUUUGCCAUGCACUUCGACGAUAUGCAGAUACUUAUCGGUUAUCAUUUUAACAAUAAUAACUGCUACCGGCACAGUUUUGUACAAUCUAACGCUCAGAUAGCUGUAACUGACCAAUUAGCACGUACAAAUUUAGUCAUAAUUAUACCGCAAUGUAAAGUUAUGGUUAUGCGUUUGAAAAAUGUGUAAAACUGUAAUGCGUUAUCAAUUGUUCACUGUCUUGAGGCAGUAAAAGCACGGUUCAGUGUUCCUUGAUGCGAAAUGUUUUUGUGGGU
Paramacrobiotus metropolitanus is the source of this 2457-nucleotide messenger RNA. RefSeq lists its product as uncharacterized. The transcript has 5 exons. Bases 698 to 2185 code for a protein of 495 amino acids. NCBI's taxonomy places the organism in Eukaryota, Metazoa, Tardigrada, Eutardigrada, Parachela, Macrobiotidae. The record is from RefSeq and is a predicted model, not a curated record.